CCUCCCUGUGUCACCGCCUGCGUCAGACCAGAGACGCCAGGAGGGAGUUUUCCACUGACGAAAAAGGCUGCGCUGCUCGGCAGUCUGCUACAGACAAGGGGAGCGCUUCAGCUGGUACGGAGCCUCCGUAUACGGCGGACUCACACACAGACAAUAGCAACAAAAAAAAACCAAGAGCCGUGGAGCCUGUAUGCGGGGUUAAAGCGCUCCUAUUUAUCCGUGCCAUUUUGGAUUACUUCCACUAUUAUCCCUUUCGGGUGUGAAACCCUAAGCGAGAUUUUGUCACUGAUGGUGAUCGGAUACGCGAUUUGCUGAUCGUUCGUGUUGGCGCCAUGAGUGGGCUUCUCAAGAGGAAGUUUGAGGAGGUGGAUGAGGACCCCUGCUACUCCUCGCCCUCCUCCUUCUCCUCUGCCUGCUCAGGCUGGGACUCAGAGGGGGAGAGCUGCUACUCAGACACCCUCGAUUCCACUCCCAGCAACCCCAGCUCCCCGGCAACACAUUUCAACACAACAUCAAUUCUGAAGAAAUCCAAGAGAGCACGACGGAGUAAUGUGACCUUCGACCAGGUGACGGUGUUCUUCUUCCCUCGGUGCCAAGGCUUCACCAGUGUUCCCAGCCGGGGAGGAUGCACUCUGGGCAUGAUGCAGCGCCACAGCGUGCUCCAAACGUACACGCUGGCUGAGUUUGCCGUAGAGCAGCGGCUGUUACGGCAGGAAAAAUUCCUCAACAGACUCAGGGAGGAAAAGCUGGAGGCUCUCAAGCUGAAGCUGACAAAGAAUGGAACUCAAGAAUGCGAAGAGGCAGAGCGGCUAACAGUGGACGACAUCCCUGAGCAGGACAUCGACAUCAGUGGGACAAACUUGGACGAGGGUUCCUUCCUCCAGCCUUACCCACCCAAAAGUCGCUACGCACUCCUCAAAGAAGCUGGGGUGAAGAAGAUCGACAAGGAGGAGAAAAGGCAGCUGCACGACCUGAGGAUCUCCAGGGAGAACUGCGGCUGCGACUGUCAGGGGUUCUGUGAGCCGGAGACAUGUAGCUGCAGCCUGGCUGGCAUCAAGUGCCAGAUGGAUCAUUCCUCUUUCCCAUGUGGCUGCACCAAGGAUGGCUGUGGAAACACAGAGGGUCGCAUCGAGUUCAACUCCACCAGGGUACAGACGCAUUACAUCCACACAAUCAUGAAGUUGGAGUUGGAGAAGAGGCUGGAGGAGCAGUCUAGCACUGAGGAAGAGGAGGACGAAAACACAGCAGGGGCCAACACCUUACCAGCAGUGCCCUCUUUUCCCUUUAGCUCCGAGCAGGCAGCAGCCGGGGAGAACAGCUGCAGUAGUGAUAUGACAGACUCUGACUCUUCGGGUCAGAGCGAGUACUCCGAAGGAGGCGAGGGCCUGUGUGAGAAUCGCACCCAGCUGGACGUCGAUGAGAAAGGCUUGAGCCGCAUUCUUAGUUUCAGCGAUACAGAGAACUGCUCGAGAAGCAGCAGGGACAACGGGGACCGUAUAGACAUUUGCUGCCAAGAUCAACGGCAAGAACAGCAACUGCAGCAGCCGACUACGGAGGCUUUCCAUAGCUUUAGCAUGGUGGAUUUUGCGGAUGAAAAUGACAAUAUAGACGCUGCUUUGUUGGGCGAUCACACAGACAAUCGAGCAAUGGCCAUCUCAGAACUUUUAGAUGAGAAUGCAAACCAAGGCAAUGCUCUAUUUCAUAGCAGCAGCGUACCACGAACGCCAUCACCCACUGUGGAUCGCUCUGCAAGCUACAACAUGGACCUAAGUCUCUCAUCAGAGUCCGAUCUAGAGUUCUUCGAUGGUUUCCCCUGCUUGGGACCCAGCUCACUAUACAACUCCCUCAAGGAGUACGAGCACAUGGACAACUUUUUCCAGUUUCAGUUGCCUAGUUACCCCAGUCUCCCUCCAGUGAGCGACCCAGGGACGUGCCUCCUGGAGUCGCUCAUUGGCCUUUCAGAAUCCGUCCCAGAACCCCCUGCAACAUUUACGGACAAUCAGCUGUUGGAGGAAGCCAUGAAACUGUCUGUGAUGGAGUCUGUGAAAGUUUGACAAAAACAUGUGGACAGUGGGGGAAAAAAAAAAGAACAGGGGGUUUCUUUGGGAGGGGACUGAACAUGCACAUAAGAAGUUGAUUUAUGAGGAAGCUGUGAUUCCCUCUUGCCUGAAAAAAAUGUUCAAAUUCCAGACUUGCCUUCAAAACGUUAGCAAAGCAUUGUGGGAUUAUUGCUGUGUGAGAUGGCAGCUAGUGUUAAAAGAUAAAAGAAGAUAAAAUCGAUUCAACCAGGCCCAUAGAAACCAAUGAUGGCUCUCAAUUCCUAAGAAAGCUCUUUUAACCAAACCAAGAUCACCAACCUUUAUUCUAAGCAGUAAUCUUUAACCAGAACUGGGGCCAGGUUGAGAAUCUCAACGCAGCUGAAUGUGCACCUCAGGGAUUUUUUCUAGCUUUCUAGCUUUUGGAGGCAAUGUAUGGUGACCAUUGCUGUGAUGGCCUUCAUAUAAAAACCAACAUAGUCCGGUUUUGUGUCCUUAAGUCGGUCAGGUCCCCCCCCCCCUGUGUUGAAUCAUGAAGCUAGCAGACUCUUUGCCCUUUGGAAAAAGCCUAGUACUCUUUCUCCCGAGGUGUAUGGUAGGUAUAUAUGGUACAAAAAAUCCCUCUAAAAAAGCUCCUCAAUCAGCACUUUAUCUGUGAAGAUAGUUAAGUAUGAAUAGGCAUUGUUUUGGUUGUAUGGGAUCGAUUCAACAGUUCAACGCUAAAUUAUGGAGUUCCUUAUUUAUGAGCUGGGUAACAGGAAAUAACGCUCAUACCAUCAAAAGCUGUAACUGUAUUGUCUUUAUUUCUCUUGUUUUAAGUUAUUUCCUUUAUGAUUUUAUUUUUAUUUAUUUCAGAUAACGCCUACUUUCACUCGAGAAGCACUGUGGUUUGAUGUUUUCACCUCAAAGUGCAAUCUUUCUUCCUUUUUUCCAUAUCACAUUUUUGGGCAACGAUACGGGAAACGGGACCACAAGUCCAUCAGAAAGUAUUUAAUAUCUACACUCGCUUACAUUUUCUUUCUCUCUUUUUUUUUUAUUUGGUAAAUUAUUAUGUCAUCAUUUCAUUUAGUUAUUUAAUUUAAGAUGUUUUGGCAAUAACAAUGGGGUGUUGUGAAGUUUACAGGAUGUGCCUGCUUAUCAGGGGAGCCAUGCCUGCCGAUGGCGUGUGCACAGUGCUUCCAUAUAAGCUUUGGGACUGAAAACUGUGGAUCUCCCUAAUCACUGAAACUAAAUGAUGGGUCUAUUGUAUCGCUGCCUAUAAUGUAACCAUAGAAAAUUACACUAAUAUUUUAUAACUAAUUUAUGUAGGUUGACAAAAGAAUUCUAAUCACUGAAAAAUUGAAUAUUUUAUUAAGAAGCAAAAAAGAAUAAUUUUCAAUUUGGGACAACCUUUGUAAUAUAUGAAUUAUAGAGAAAUGUCUACUUAUGAAGGUUAUCACUCUCUAGCAGUCAGAGGUAUUUUUCAUAGGCAGUCUUAUGUUUAAUAUCUUUGUAACAAUGCCACUAAAACUAAAUAAAUUGCAAUGAUCAAUUUGAUUGUAUUCUGGAAGUCUGUGACUCGGGUUACACUAUGUUAUGAAAUACAUAUGUAAAGGGUUUUUCUGGAUAAAGCUGCAUAUAUUAUACAGUUUUUAUCACGCACUAAAACCCUGAAAAUGGAAUUGUUGCCUCAUGAAUUACAGAACAAGCCCUAUCAAAGGUGAUUGUGCUGUCGCCUGUGUGAACAGUUGAGGACACUAGAGAGUUGAUGUACAUAUCUCACCCUUUCUACAGCUGAUUCAGCAGCCUUUCUGGACCCUUUAGAAAUUAUGCAUGCAGGUCCUGUUUGUUAAAACUUGUUCUGAUUAAUUGUAUACUUUGAAAAGUGCAGAGUGCACAUCAGAAAUGUAUUAUUCGCUUUUUGCCUUUUUGAUUACGUUGAAAUCCAUCUGAUAUAUGUUCUUACGCCAUGAAGAGGGCACUGAAUUUUCCAAGCAAACGUUUGUUUCUCUUGUAUAAAACAUCAAAUCUCAUGAAGAAAUGGCAACAGUGAGUGUUUAUCAAUGUAAUGUAUUACAGUAAAGCUUUUUUUAAAUUUUAUUUUCAAAGAACGUGUCUUACUUUUUUGCCUUUUGUGUUGUACAUAUUUCUGCUUGAAUGGUCCUGCAGAGCAAACAAAGCUGCUUUAUUUUUUACAUAUUCACACUUUAACCUGCUGUUCAAAAACAGUUUCUUUCAUCCAAGCCAUUUUGACAGCCUGUCCCUCCAAAUAAUAAUAAUAAAAAAAGACAUUUUCUAAA
This is a messenger RNA of Notolabrus celidotus (New Zealand spotty), 4315 nucleotides long. It is a transcript of the gene csrnp1b, whose product is annotated as cysteine-serine-rich nuclear protein 1b. Gene Ontology annotation, biological process: regulation of transcription by RNA polymerase II. Gene Ontology annotation, molecular function: DNA-binding transcription factor activity, RNA polymerase II-specific; sequence-specific DNA binding. The coding region runs from base 333 to 2054 and encodes 573 amino acids. NCBI's taxonomy places the organism in Eukaryota, Metazoa, Chordata, Actinopteri, Labriformes, Labridae. The record is from RefSeq and is a predicted model, not a curated record. The transcript has 5 exons. Gene Ontology annotation, cellular component: nucleus.